Molecule: messenger RNA, 189 nt
Organism: Rhizopus microsporus ATCC 52813
Lineage: Eukaryota; Fungi; Mucoromycota; Mucoromycetes; Mucorales; Rhizopodaceae
Exons: 2
Cellular component (GO): NatC complex
Source: RefSeq, a predicted model, not a curated record
GCUUCAUAUUUGAAUUUUCAAGCACGCAUUACCAUUACAGAUGGUCGUAUAUUCAUUGGCACGUUUAUGUGCGUUGAUAAACAAAAGAAUGUUAUCUUGGCCAAUACAAAAGAAUACAGAGGAGCUGAGGAAAGAUUGGUUGGUUUAGUCAUGAUUCCUGGAAAGCAUCUAGUCAAAAUGGAAACUGAA